CAAGUAAGCACCUAUGCACCAUCAUGGUGUUUCAUUCCCUGGAACUGAUUAAUUUCCAGAUCAGAUUUAUUAUAAAUUUCCCCUAGUUCCAUUGUUUCAUGAUGCAUGAUCAUUCAUACAUAGGUGUAGUUGUUGAUAAAUGAAUGUCAAUCUUCAUAUUUUUGCAUUCAUUAAUGCGUUAUGUCAGUUAUUUACAUGUAAUUUGAGAAAAUAAAAUAUUUGCUUCAAACAUUUGUAUCAGGUGCUUUAGGAAUAUUAACCCACGUAAUGAGUAUCGCAUGUUGAUACUCCAAAUGAUUAGUAAUUUGCAAGGUUGUUAAUUUCAGUUAUUAUUUCCAAGUGCUCAUUAUAUCUUGAUUUUGAUUGAAAAAUGUAACUGGUCAGUGUCAGGAAAGAAAUUUAAUUAUAGAGUAUUUCAGUUGAGUUCAGACAUGUGUUUAAAAUAUUUACUUGGUCCAGCUUAUGGUAGGCCUAUAGACAAUUGUAUAUGUACAUAUGUUUUGAAUGUUUCAAAAGCAAGCGUUGGGAACGUUUGAUACCCCCCCCCUAGAGUCCAAGAUCAGGUGGAUGUCAUAUUUUGUUCAAGUGUUAGACAUAUUUCGUACUAGCUAAGCAUCUUCAUACAGGUGUCAUAAAUAGUUAAUACUGUGCUUUAGCAUUGAAGAAUGUAGAUGUACAGAUGCACAGGAAGUCUUUUUGUUAUUAAGAAUGUGUUGCUUUAUGCACUCAUCUGCUAUAAAAAUUCUUUGAAUUAAGUUAUAGAAAUUUUACAGUUAUUCCUAGUAACGGUAGGGUAUAUUAGGAGGUUAGUUUCAAUAAUUCAAGGAGAACCACCUAAGCUAGAAUAGACUACAGACAUUCGUAUAGGCAGUCUAAGUUAUAACUGAAGGGACUACGUCGGUGACGAGAUAACGACCCCAGCUGCCACCGGUUCUCCACCGACAUGUUUUCGUCAAAACUCAUGUCAUCAUUGGGGGCUCGAUCUCGUCCACUAAUUCGUUGAAGCCACAUCUCUGAUCUGGGGGUUACUCAUCAAAGGGGCAACACAGUCUGCGGAGGCCGAGGCCGAGUGGAAGAGACAUCGCUAGCUGCGGAGGCCAGGAACUGGACCGACCACCAGGGCCGAGUGGGGCAUGUCAGGCCAGAUGAGACGAUGGGGGCUAGAGUCAACGAUUACCGUUAAGUUAAGUUGUAUUUUGUUUUAUCCAUGUACAUUUUCAUGUACAAAUUAUUGUAAAACCAUCAAAAGAGAACAUCAGAAAGAUUGAAGAGAUAUGAUUAAAUCUUUUUAAUAACUGUAUUUAUCAGUUUCACGUAUUCUUUUUUGGUGUCAAGCAGCAGUAAGUAAAUAAUUAAAAAAAAGUCACUUCCCACGUGACAAUUUGGAGGUCCCACCGAGACACUGCUGCUUGAAAUAAUUCAAAAUUAUUUAGGAAAGAAAUUAAUCUGUGGUCAUCUUUCCAAAUGGAUACUUUAUUGAUGGUCUAUUGGUAAUAGCUCUUAAAAAGUAUUUCUCCCCAAGGUGUGCAUUGAAGCCUUGGUACUAAUCAUACUUGCUAUGCUUGAAUUUACAUUUGGAUAGUACGAUGAAUUAUUGUGGGAAAUUUUCAGUGAGAAAAUAUACUUCAUACCUUUUUUCGGCCGGGUAAACAGCAUUUAGGGAAAGCAGGCCCUGUUUUAAUGCUAUGGUAUAUAGUGGGCUGUUGGUCGUUAGGAUAAAGGAUAUGUCGGGAAGAACUGUUUGUUCUUAAUUCACAUAAUUACUGUCUAUUCUUACGGGUAACUCGUUGGCAGGGUAGCAAGUAUUGUAUGUUACAGACUGUGAAUUUGUAUGUGUGAAGUGGGCUUUGUUGUUCGCAUGGUUGAAUAAUUGUAUGCUCGUGGAGAUACGAUUUCUAGUGCGGUGCUUGUACUAGGGUUCGGCAUUUGGUUGCCAGGUUAAAGCUAUUGUUGCUUUGUUUUGCGGACGCCUUUCACAAUUCAAGUCUGGUUGCUAGGUUUUUGGAAUUCAUUCAAUAUGGCUAGCAUAGAGAAAAUGAAGGAGUUUUCUACUUUAGGUAGGGAGAUGGGACUUAGUGGUGGCGAAUUGAGUAGUUUUGUCACAGAUUCGAUGGAACGUGAACGAGAACGUGAAAAGGAAGUUCAUGAAUUGCGCUUGGCCCAAAUUAAAAUUGAACAGGCAAAAUUAGAGGAACGCCCUCUUGAGUUCAGUGGGAUUAAGUUGAAGGUAGGAAAGUUUGACGAAUCAACUGACAGUUUUGAUUCUUACAUAACAAAGUUUGAAUUGUUAAUGGAUAGUCAGAACGUACCAAAACAAGUUAGGUGCUUGCAUUUAAUUUCAAAUCUGACUGGAAAAUCGCUGGAUGUAGUGAAUAGAAUGAAUAGCACUGAUCGCACCGAUUAUGAUAGGGUAAAGCGUGAGCUUAUGGAAUAUUUCCAUCUUACUGAGAAUGGUUAUAGAAAGAAAUUCAGGUCGGUAAGACCAAAUAGGGAAGAGCGCCCAAAACAGUUUGCUGUUCGGAUGAAAGGAUACUUUGAUAAGUGGUUGGAUUUGUCUGGUGUUGGUGAUUACGAUUCCCUGGUCGAUUUGGUUGUUAGGGAGCAAUUUUUGGAUUGUUGUCCCAGAGAGGUAGUUGGAUUCUUGAAGGAAAGGAAUUGUGGGAAGUUACAUGAGAUGGUUGAAUGUGCUGAGAUAUAUGUGCAUGCGCAUGGAUUGCAUACUUUCAUUGGUCAUAGAAAUGAUAAAUUCAAUCCUAAGAAUCAGAACCAAAGACAGAAUCAAAAUCAGAAACAGAAAUUAAGUCAGAUCCAUAACACUAAAUCAGUAUUAGGUCCACAGGCAGAUAGGAAGCCCAAGUAUGCUAGUUCAACGAAAAAUAGCACAAAACCUAGCUAUGGUAAUAGCGGUACAAAGAAUGGAUGUUAUAUGUGUGGUAGUCCGAAUCAUUUGAAAUGGAAUUGUCCAAUGAAGCCCAUAGUUCAUUCAGCUCAGGCUAUGAGUGUGGAGGACACUCCACUGGAUAGUGUUAGGUCAGAAAAUUCGGGUUUACAUUUGAAUAGGAAUGAGAAUUUUAUGUCAAUAGGAACUUUGCGUUCAGACGAUAGGGCUAGUAGUCAGUCAAAAUCCACUGGAUUUGUUGAAAGUUCAGCUGGAUGUGUUCUCAUAGGCAAUCCAAUGAUUACAGUUCCGUCAGAAAGUGAGAGUGUUGAAACGCUUGGUAUGGCAUACGAUGAGGUUGGUGCAAUGAUUGAUGAUAUGCCAGUUGUUUCGGGUAGGUUGUUACCCAAGAACAAGCCUGUUUCCGUGCUGAAGGAUUCUGGGAGUAGUACAAGUGUAGUGAGAACGAGUUUAGUAUUAGACAAUCAGUUCACGGGAGUGAUUCAGUUAGUUAGGCUGAUAGAUGGUACUCUGAGACGUUUUCCUAGGGCAAAUAUCAUGCUAGAUAGUCCCUAUUUCAUUGGAGAAAUCAAUGCCUUGUGUAUGCCCAAUUGUUUGUGUGACGUCAUUAUUGGCAAUGAUGUGAAGGGGGCACGUGAGCCCAAGGAUCCUGACCUGCAAUGGGUGCCUAGUAUAGUUCAAAAGGCGAAUAGUUCCGAUGUUGAUGAUCGGGUAUCCGAAGUUGAUAUGCAAAGUUCGGAAGUUGUGUCGAGUUCGGAAGAUAAUGUUCAGGUUUCCAAAAUGGAUGAGUCUGUUACGAAAGUGGAUGAGGUUUUGGAUGAUGUGCCUUCAUGUGUGGAUGAGGCGAUGGCUGUUGAAACUAGAGCACAAAAGCAAAGUCAAUCUAAACCUAAACAAGAUUUGAAAGUAAGAGACUCGGGAGUAAAAGUGAAGUCGGAGGACUUUUUGCGAGAGCAAAAGGAUGAUUUGUCACUUAAGCCUUUGUGGAACAAGGUGAAUGAUAUCGAGACUAAAUCGAGAUUCUUGUUCAUGUCAGAGAAGAAUUGUCUUUAUCGACAAGAAAGGGAUAUGAGAAAUCCAAGUGUUGGUGUUGGUCCCAAGUUAGUGGUUGUUCCAAAGACACACAGGUCUGAGAUUAUGCGAAUUGCCCAUGAUUCAUUGUUUGGUGGACAUCUCGGCAUUAACAAUACAUUGUCAAAGGUUAAAGCCCAGUUUUAUUGGCCAAGUAUGUAUGAGGAUGUUGCCAAUUUCUGCCGAUCAUGUGACGUGUGUCAGAAGACUGUUAGUAAAGGGAGAGUCCCCAAAACGACUCUCGGUAAGUUACCGAUAGUUGGCGUCCCAUUUCAACGAAUUGCGAUAGAUUUAAUGGGUCCAUUCAUUCCAUCUGCAAGAGGACAUACUCACAUCUUAACGAUAGUAGAUUAUGCGACUAGAUAUGUAGAAGCUAUACCAUUGAAAUCAAUAUCGACUGUAGAUGUAGCUGAGGCAUUAGUCACUGUGUAUAGUAGGGUAGGUGUUCCUUGUGAAGUGAUGUCAGACUUAGGUACACAAUUUGUAUCUGAUUUAAUGAGGAAGGUGUCACAGUUGUUAUCAGUCAAACAAAUAACAAGCUCUAGAUACCAUCCGAUGUGUAAUGGCCUUGUAGAGAGGUACAAUGGAGUAAUUAAGACAGCUUUGAGGCGUCUUUGUUCUGAGGAGCCACGUCAGUGGGACAGGUACUUACCUGCUUUGUUGUUUGCUCUGCGAGAAGCACCCAGUUCGAGCCUGGGGUUUUCUCCAUUUGAAUUACUCUAUGGUAGACAUGUGAGAGGUCCAAUGGAUAUUUUGAGAGAAUUAUGGACGAAUGAGAGUAUUGACGCAGAGUUAGGUAUCCUUGGAUCUUCGAAGCUAAUCACAAUCGCAACUCAAUUACAAUUCGCGAUUAGAAAUUAGAAUAGGGAUUUACGUUAGUAGGGCUUACCUGUGAAUUUAGUUAGAAUAGGGAAACUUAUAGGUCAUUUAGUUUAGGAAGUUAGGAAAUAAGAUUGUAAAAUUAUAUUUUUGUUGUACUUUAUAUAAAAUAUGUAUGCAAUGAAAACAAAACGGAAAGAGUCGCUUGUUCGUAAGAAGUCUUAAACAAAAAAAAUCUUAAAGAGUUGUUGAUAUUCUAAAACAGGCACUUUCAUUGUACAAAAUACAUAUUUAUGUGUUAGAAUAUGCUGUAUUCGUACAAGUGCUAUUCAAAUUCGUUUAAUGAAAAUAUUGCGAAUCAGUAACUGUGUUUGAAAUAUAAAAUUUGUUUCUUUAAUCGAUUAUUUAAAAAAAAUAAAAUUAAGCAAGAACAUAACGUUGAAUUCAAAUAUGUUAAACAUGAAACGGUUGAAACUUUGUAACCAUUUUUGAAGUAAUUUAUGUACACAAAAAUAUGAAUUUUUGAAAACUGAAUGGCAUUGCAAUAAUUUUAAUUUACUUGAAUGUUUAAAAAAAAAAAUGCUGAUUUUGAGAAGAAUACUGAUUUUACAUACAUAAAGCAAUGUUUUAAGGAUUAUGAAGUACUUUCAUUUAUUGAAAUAUACAAUGCUAUGAAAGUGGUAACAAACACUGCACUUUGUUUUAAAAGAAGUUGUGUUCGGAAAGAUUACUGAAUUUAAACAGUUAUUUGACAAAGCAAAGUAAGAAAGGAUUGUAAAUUCUAAUGCGCUUUGCAGAAUUUAAAUGAUAUUUUGAAACUGAAAGUGAAAUUGAUCUUUUACAAAACUAAAAAGCUUAGAUGAUUUGAUAUGAAAUGGUUUUGUAUAAUGCAUUUGGCAUAUAUGUUAUGCUGGUAUAAAAAUCGAUUAUUACUUGUGUUUUUGGAAAUAGUGUUAUGAAAGCUUAGUCAAUGCUUUGAAAGUAAAUUUCUUUAACGGAUGUAAUUCAGGUUCCCUUAAUUUCAUCUUAAGGUGGGGGAUAUUGUCAGGAAAGAAAUUUAAUUAUAGAGUAUUUCAGUUGAGUUCAGACAUGUGUUUAAAAUAUUUACUUGGUCCAGCUUAUGGAAGGCCUAUAGACAAUUGUAUAUGUACAUAUGUUUUGAAUGUUUCAAAAGCAAGCGUUGGGAACGUUUGAUACCCCCCCCCCUAGAGUCCAAGAUCAGGUGGAUGUCAUAUUUUGUUCAAGUGUUAGACAUAUUUCGUACUAGCUAAGCAUCUUCAUACAGGUGUCAUAAAUAGUUAAUACUGUGCUUUAGCAUUGAAGAAUGUAGAUGUACAGAUGCACAGGAAGUCUUUUUGUUAUUAAGAAUGUGUUGCUUUAUGCACUCAUCUGCUAUAAAAAUUCUUUGAAUUACGUUAUAGAAAUUUUACAGUUAUUCCUAGUAACGGUAGGGUAUAUUAGGAGGUUAGUUUCAAUAAUUCAAGGAGAACCACCUAAGCUAGAAUAGACUACAGACGUUCGUAUAGGCAGUCUAAGUUAUAACUGAAGGGACUACGUCGGUGACGAGAUAACGACCCCAGCUGCCACCGGUUCUCCACCGACAUGUUUUCGUCAAAACUCAUGUCAUCAUUGGGGGCUCGAUCCCGUCCACUAAUUCGUUGAAGCCACAUCUCUGAUCUGGGGGUUACUCAUCAAAGGGGCAACACAGUCUGCGGAGGCCGAGGCCGAGUGGAAGAGACAUCGCUAGCUGCGGAGGCCAGGAACUGGACCGACCACCAGGGCCGAGUGGGGCAUGUCAGGCCAGAUGAGACGAUGGGGGCUAGAGUCAACGAUUACCGUUAAGUUAAGUUGUAUUUUGUUUUAUCCAUGUACAUUUUCAUGUACAAAUUAUUGUAAAACCAUCAAAAGAGAACAUCAGAAAGAUUGAAGAGAUAUGAUUAAAUCUUUUUAAUAACUGUA
Lytechinus pictus (painted urchin) is the source of this 6748-nucleotide messenger RNA. RefSeq lists its product as uncharacterized. The transcript has 2 exons. Gene Ontology annotation, biological process: DNA integration. The record is from RefSeq and is a predicted model, not a curated record. Gene Ontology annotation, molecular function: nucleic acid binding; zinc ion binding. Lineage: Eukaryota; Metazoa; Echinodermata; Echinoidea; Temnopleuroida; Toxopneustidae. Bases 2018 to 4831 code for a protein of 937 amino acids.